AGGUGUUUCUGAAUACGGACUGAGAGCGCUGAGAGUCCUGUGGAGCGUGGCGCUGUAAUGGAGUACUUGGCAACCUGUGAGGAGCUGCAAGUAUAAUACCGAGGAAGAAGACGACGCAGCAUUGUUGUACAACACGCCAUGAGAGGAGAAGUGAUACUACUGGUGGCAGGACUGGCAGUUGUGGCUGCCCUCCCUGUGCUGAAGCAGGCGCCACCAUCCCCCAGUGAUUUACUUAAAAUUAUUCUCAGUUCUAACCCUGAGGAAAAUGACCUUGCACUGACAAGAGAUGACAAACCCUCUAUUGUGCCAACCAAAGUGGAGGAGCAGCCACAGCCACAAGACCUACAGGUAGAAUUACAGUCAGAGCCACAAAACCCUCCACAGACACAGCCACAGCUACAAGACUCAUCACAACCUCAGCCACAAGACCAAUCACAAGAGGAGCCACAGCCACAAGACCCACCACAAGAGGAGCCACAGCCACAGGAUCUACCACAAGAGGAGCCACAGCCACAUGACCCACCACAAGAGGAGCCACAGCCACAGGAUCUACCACAAGAGCAGCCCCAGCCACAAGACCCACCACAAGAAGAGUCACAGCCACAAGACCUACCAGAGCCUCAGCCACAUGUACAAGGUCCUGAGAUAGACUCAAGUGAGGGGCCUCAUGUAUCAGAAGGUGAGGUACCAGGUAAAGACUCAGAGCCUUCAGUAGUUGAAAUAAGGCCUGAGCCACCAUUCAUACAAGUGUAUCCACAAGAAGAAAAUCUCUCAUAUGAAUCUGAAGAACUUGAGCAAGAUGAAUUUAAUUCUGAUCAACAGAUGGAAACAUUCCCUGGUGAGACAGAUGAAGGAUAUGUGGUGUUGGAGGCGGAUGAGGAGCUUCUUUCCUUGGAUACAGAAGGUACAUUUGAGUAUGAGCAAAGGAUGAUCCCACUCCCAUUCAAUCAGGAGGAAGAGCCAUUCCUGCCCAACCCAGAAGAACCACAGAUGGAACCUGUUCCAUAUGAUUCUGAUGAAGAGGAAUUCUCUUUUGAGCCAAAGAUGGAUUCCUUUCCUUUUGAACAUGAAGAACUACCAAUGGAAGAUGUUUCAGUUCAAUCACAGGAGGAUUCAUUCCCUAAUGAUUCUGGAGAAUUUCUUGGGCCCAGUCUAGUGGAUUCUUUCCCAUUUAUUGAGGAGCCUCUGAAAUCAGAGUAUGAAGAAGUGCCACAUGAGAUGGAGGGACUUUUUAGGUCUGAUGACUAUGAUUCUGGAUCCCCUAUGAUGGGAGAACAACCAGACUAUGAUGAUGGAUUGAAUAUGAGGGAAGACCCACCACACUGGGGAAGAGAUAUGCCUUCAGUACAUGAUGAUGGUCCAGUUGAGGGAUUGUACCAUGAAUCACAAGAUGACAGUCCAGUGGACCUCUUCAGCUGGCUUGUCCCUGAUUAUUUUGAUGAGUCAUUAGACUAUGAUGAACCACCUUUUAUCACCAGCUAUCAUGAUGACAUGUCAGAAAAGGAUUCCUUUGAUGGUGAACCUGAGAUGCAGUCUGAGUCUCAAGAGCUGGACCAGAUUCCAUACUGGGAGGAACCUAAUUUUGCUGCUCAGACUUUUGAUGGCACAGUUAGUUCUGAUGACUCAUACUUGGAAGACAAACAUGAAGUGGUGGACAAUGAGAAUAUGGAGUCAAUUACAUUUGAGGGGACAGAGGAGGCUGCUGAUGAUGUACCAUUUGAGACAGAGGAUGGUGCUGGUGAUGUGUCAUUUGCUGACUUCUAUAUCCCAAUAAAUGAUGACCCAGCUUUCACAGAUAUCCCACAAGAAUAUCCUGAGAGCAGCAAUUCAGAGGAUGGAGGGGAGGAACUAGUUCCUCUCAAUGAGGAAGACUCAUUGAAUGAUGGACUUUUUCAUGUGGAACCAGAAAUGAAAACUUAUCUGGGUGAUGAAGAACAAGAUCAGCCAGAUACAGAAAUGUUUGGUGAUAUUCUGUUCCCUGAGUAUCCUCCAUUUAAGGAUGAAAGAUCUAGUUUGUUAUGGCCUGCUGAGAAUAGCAAUGAAGACCAAACAGAGUACCUGGGAGAAGACAUACCAGUUACCAUCUUGGAGAGCCAACCAACAUACAUUGCAGAUGUAGAGCCAGAGAUGAAUUACCCCUCUCUAUUAGACAUCUUGAAGAGGGAAAUUGUAAGAGAGGACCAGGUUGAGCCCUGGAGUGGUGCAAAAUCCAUAAUGAUGGAUGCUACAUCAAACUUGGAUGCAGAGGAUGACAAAAUUUCACCAUUGAGGAGAGAUUAUGUAUCAGAUAGCCUUGAAAAUGAUGCCAUGAAUAUCAUUGUUUUCAAAGAUACCAGAAAAAAUUUUGAUGACUUCCCCAUCACACCCAUGGUUGAUGACUAUGUCAACACUCACGAACCUCAAGAGCCUGUCAUCAAGUAUGCAGAGAACCAGCCCACAAAACCUUUUUGGGUGCCACAUGGGACUUCAGAUCAACUCUUCCCUAAAACCUAUUUUUCCAUCAGCGAUAAGCUCCUAAGAAGAAAAACUCCAGCAUUCUUUGACCACAUGGAUGAAGACAUGUCUUUUUCACGUCCUCUGCCCCGUCGCUCCCUGAAAACACCCAUCAUGAGGAACCCAUUUACCUUGCUAAAUGAAGUCUUGGAUGAUGAUCUGCCUCCUCAGUAUUUGCCAUCACCAAGCAUGUCACGCAGACUUGAAUUCAUGGGUCCUGAUACCUUCUCAUCACCAAGAAAUUAUCCUGAUGCAUUUAAAACCCCAAGGUUCUCAUUUCGUGAAUUGCUGCAACAACUGAAUCCUUCCUUCUAUGAUGAUACGUACAUGACAAAAUACAAUAAUUAUUCUCCUUUAUAUUCUUCACGAUCAUAUAAUUCAAUGCAACAAUAUGAUGAUCUUCCACAUCGGUUUUCAUACACAUCACCACCAGUGCCAUAUUCAGCACCUUUUAAGUCUUUCCAGGAACAUGACUAUUCAGGAGUUCAUAAUUACUAUGCCAAUGGACCACGAGUCUUUUCUUCCCACGCAUCCAACAACGCACCACUGAGUCUGUUCCGAGAAGACACCAUGUCAGAAAUGUAUCCUCAUCAACCAGUGAGGCAAUAUGAUGACUACACAGAUGAAUUUCCCUUCAUACCUGCGGACUCCUUCAGCAGCCCUCGUCCUCGAUUCCCCUUCUACCAAAGGCCCCAAUACUCAGCCAAGUCUCCUUACUCAUACAACAACUUUUAUGGCAAUGGUCCCUACCACCCAACACCCAUUUAUCCCAGAUAUGCUCCAGACUUUUACUAAUUUCAGUUUCCUUAAACUUUACUGAUAUUAACUUUCCAAAUGAGGUAAAAUAAAAAAAAAUAAAAAUACCUAAGAAUUCUAUGUAAAAUUAUAUUGUUAUGCAAGACUGAUUUGAGUAGUUACAUAACACAAGAAAAUAUGGAUAAACACUCAAUGAGGCAAUGAAAAUAUAUGAAAUGGAUAUCUGAAUAGGGUGUAUUAUUAUUUAGGUUAACAAUAUGAGGUAUGAUAACAUUCAUCAAUGAAAUGCAUGUUCACAACUCCAAAAUAUUCUUGAUAUUUUAAUCUUGAAGCUAAAUACAUCAACCAUUCUUUAUAAAUCUACACACACACACACACACACACGCACACAGGUGAUUGCAGCAAACAUGUUUAAAAAGAAACUGGAUAAAUAUGGAUAUGAAGACAGGACAAAAUAAACUUCGGCUUGUGCCCUGUACAAUACAAUUAAAAACACCCACACACACACACACACACACUCUCUCUCUCUGUUACAUGUUUUGUUUUCAUUUAAUCUUAACAGGAUCUAAGCAUGUGUUGGGUUGUCCAUACCUAUUCAUGAAAUAAAUCUGUGGUAAAUAAAUACCUAAAGGGGUAAUUUUUGAAAAAAAUAAAUAUGUACUGAUAAUAUCUAUUUCUUUGAUAUUGUGGCAUUCUAAUGAUAUAAAAAUUGUUUAAACCAA
Scylla paramamosain (green mud crab) is the source of this 3971-nucleotide messenger RNA. RefSeq names its product cell surface glycoprotein 1-like. The transcript has 2 exons. The record is from RefSeq and is a predicted model, not a curated record. Lineage: Eukaryota; Metazoa; Arthropoda; Malacostraca; Decapoda; Portunidae. Bases 139 to 3288 code for a protein of 1049 amino acids.